This is a messenger RNA of Sclerotinia sclerotiorum 1980 UF-70, 144 nucleotides long. RefSeq lists its product with no specific name. Bases 1 to 144 code for a protein of 47 amino acids. NCBI's taxonomy places the organism in Eukaryota, Fungi, Ascomycota, Leotiomycetes, Helotiales, Sclerotiniaceae. The record is from RefSeq and is a predicted model, not a curated record. The transcript has a single exon.
AUGGCUGUAAUCAGUGAUCAGUGUAAUCAUCUAAAUGGCAAAAAAGCCAAAAGUAGAUUGGUUCAAGAACUUCAAGGUUCUUUUUUCGUGCUUAGCCGUUGGGCGGGCGGUGCUGCUAAGAAGACCCUAUCAUCAAAAGGUUAG